Caenorhabditis remanei is the source of this 1629-nucleotide messenger RNA. RefSeq lists its product as uncharacterized. The record is from RefSeq and is a predicted model, not a curated record. NCBI's taxonomy places the organism in Eukaryota, Metazoa, Nematoda, Chromadorea, Rhabditida, Rhabditidae. Gene Ontology annotation, cellular component: Golgi apparatus. The coding region runs from base 1 to 1629 and encodes 542 amino acids. The transcript is spliced from 7 exons. Gene Ontology annotation, molecular function: protein binding. Gene Ontology annotation, biological process: Golgi organization.
AUGGGAAGCAGUGAAAGUGUUCCAAUUCCAGGAGGUGGGACUGAAGGAUAUCAUGUUCUUCGAGUCCAAGAAAACUCACCAGGAGCAGUAGCUGGUCUUGAACCAUUUUUCGAUUUUAUUGUAUCAAUCGGAAAUAUCAGAUUGGAUAAAGACAACGAUACGAUGAAGGAAGUUCUGAAACAGCAUAUUGACAAACCGUUGGAAAUUACUGUUUAUAAUAGUAAGUCUCAAGCCGUUCGUCAAACAAGUAUUAUUCCUUCCCAAAAUUGGGGUGGUCAAGGACUUCUCGGAGUUUCGAUUCGAUUUUGCUCAUUUGAUGGAGCCAGUCAACAUGUGUGGCACAUAAUUUCUGUACAACCAAAUUCACCAGCAUCUCUUGCUGGUUUGAUCGCAGAUACCGAUUAUAUUCUCGGAGCAGAGAGUGUUCUCCACCAAGCUGAUGACUUGAUAGCUCUUGUUCAAGCAAAUGAAGGAAAACCACUAAAAUUAUAUGUUUAUAACGUGGAUACUGAUGUUGUAAGAGAGGUCUCCCUUACUCCAAACUCUGCAUGGGGAGGGGAAGGAUGUCUCGGAUGUGAUAUUGGAUACGGAUACCUUCAUCGUAUUCCAGUCUCCGUUGAUAGAUCAAAGAAUGUUCCUCAACUUCCACAAACAGCUAGUCAAUCAAGAAUUCCCGUCGGAAACCCACUUGUUGAUAAGAUUAAUACGACCAAACCACCAGCUGCUACGAAUUUCCCUGAUCCAUCACAAUUUUCUUCGUCUGUGCCGCUUCCACCAGCUCCUGCCACGUUGAUGCAAAAUCUUCCACCCCCACCACAACCUGCUUUCCUCCCGCAGCCACCAACUUCGUAUGCCCCGCCUCCAGUUUCUCAACAACCUCCACACUCCGAAUCUAACAGUCAUGGGCAUUCACACGCUGAUGGAGGUCACGGGCAUUCUCACGCUGAUGGGGGCCACGGGCAUUCACAUGAUGAUGGAGGACAUGGACAUUCUCAUGACAAUGUAGGACAUGGUCAUUCUCACGAAAACGGUCAUGGUCACUCUCACGAGCACUCACCAUCACCAGCGCCUGCAGUUCCUGUUUCUGCUCCAACCCCAGUUCCGGCCUACCCUCAACAAUAUCAGGAACAAGUGAAACCUGCUGCGGAUUACUAUCAACAACAACAACAACAUCAGCAACCACAACAACCUCAACAUCAGCAACAAUAUCAACCUCCUCAUCCACCUUCAUACCAAUCAUAUCAGCCUCCAACUCCGGUUUCAACCCCUUACUAUCCACCACCUGCUUCAUCCUCUUCUAACACAUCUGGAUAUCAAGCGCCAUACUAUGCUCCGCCUUCAUAUCCACCACAGCAACCGUCGUAUGGAUACAAGGCACCAGAAAUUCCAUCUGGUGUUCCACCAAUGUUUUCUGCCACGUCAGCCCCGAGUCCGCCAACUUCUUAUGUGAACCCAAUUCCACCACCUGCGCCUCUCAACUUCCCGAUGCCUUCUUUGAGUUCUAUUGGAAUCACGCAGUUGGCUGCACCACCAACUUCAUCUUCUGCAUCCGGACCAACCUCCUAUCAACCUCCUCAAUUCCCACAAUACGGAGGUUAUCCACAAGCCCCUCCACAGUCGCAGAACUAA